Molecule: messenger RNA, 2299 nt
Organism: Myotis brandtii (Brandt's bat)
Lineage: Eukaryota; Metazoa; Chordata; Mammalia; Chiroptera; Vespertilionidae
Gene: RBM43
Product: RNA binding motif protein 43
Exons: 4
Coding region: 704-1783 (359 amino acids)
Source: RefSeq, a predicted model, not a curated record
AUUUUUACAUUUUUAUUUUUUGCAUUUUACAUUUUGAAAGGGGCCAAAAUCCUCAGAAAUGUUUGCACCUCUCUUGGCUUGCAACGCUGGCCAACAUUGGCCAUUAGCACACUUUAAUUUCUGCCAAUCUAAUCGUAGAAAAAAGGGACCUCAUGAUUUCAACUUGUAUUUCUUAAGAGUAAAACUGAGCUUCUUCAUAUUGGCCUUUCUUCUUCGUGCUCUUUGACUUUGAAGCUGUGUACUGGGUCCCCUGGGUCCUCCUAGGUGCCAGACUCGGGUCCGAGUUUGGCGUGGUCAAGAUGCGGAGCCCGCUGUUGGCAGGGAUGCGCGUUUCCUCCUGCGCCCUGCACGCCUGGCGGGGGCCCGCAGCUGGCUGGGGGCGGACAGAUGACGAAGAGGAGGCCCGGAGGUGCUGUGGUGAGAAGAGGCUUGGGGAGGCGUAGGAAGGACGAUCAGCGUCCAUCGCGCCCCGGACUGACCCCGGGAAUCCCCGAAUUCCCGCGGGGGAUCCUGGCUUCCCUCCCGCGUGGUUUCAAAAGUUGUGAAACUCCCGAGGGUCCCAGCCCAUGGCCGCCCUGGUGUCGCGUGGUCUCCAAGGGAGCGGGGAAAGUAAAACCGAAACCUGCCUGCCGGCCCGCCCUGCCGCCCGCGCCCCGCUACGUUCCAGCCCCGCCGACGGCCGAGUGCGCGUCUCUGCUCCGCCAUGGCAUCAGUUUUGAAUGUCAAGGAAUCCAAAGCUUUUGAAAGAACGGUUGUAGUUGCUGGUCUGCCGGUUGGCCGUUUUAAUGAUCUAUCACUGACCACAUUAGUGAAGAGACAUUUCCAAGAUACCAAGAAUGAAGGCGGGGUUGUUGAAAAUGUGAUAUAUCCAACAAGAACUAUGGGAGUUGCAUAUGUAACAUUUAAAGAAAAAAAAGUUGCAGAGAAUGUCAUCAGAAAAAAGAAACACUAUCUAGCAGAGAAGGUUGGACCCAUUCAACUCACAGUCUCUCACUUUAGUGAAAAGGUCUUGAUCUCUGUAAAUGCUAUUCUUGAUCUCUCUGUUUUUCGAGGUCCAUUCCCUCUGGAAAUUCUGGUGAGGGACCUGAAAAACAAAAUUCCAAGUUUAUGCUUCAGUCCUUUGGAACAAAAUGGAAGAAUCUCCGUUCAAGGAUCCUUUCUGGCUAUCAAGAAGCUCAAAGAAUCUUUGCUAUUUAAAGCAAGUUCUCUUUUAGAAAAAAACAGGAGUUGUAUCAGUGAGGGGGAAAAGAGGAGUAGACAGAGCCCCAGAAGGAGUCUACAGAGAAGUAAUAACUCUUUGGAGUCACCCAGGUCCUCAGUACCCGAGACGGCUAGACGUGGAGAGACUGCCAGAUGUGGAGAGACGCUUGUUCUCGAAACAGAUGUUUUUCUGUACCUGAAAAAGAACGGCUUUUAUGAAAGUACUUUGAAAAAAUUUCAUGUGCUAUGUCAGGAGAGAGUGGAAGGUGAAAUCACCACAAUUUGCAUAAAAAAUGCUCGAGAUGGUUUGCCGCCAAACAAUGAAAAACUUGUAAAAGAGUACUUUGAAAAAUAUGCACAUGCCCUUCACUUUGAGCUUAGAAAAGAGACGUUUGAUUUGGAAGGAAAGGAAAAGAGAGAGAGAGGAAAUAUUAAGUUGGCAUGUGAACAACUAAGUUUGAGGUACCAUCAGAAACUUCUGGUUAAUUUUUAUAAGACACACAUUGAUAUUAUAGGAUCAUCUUCUGACGUUUACUCGUUUAAAAAAGAGCUCAUGAAAUUGAUAAGGCAAACAGGUAGGUGAUAGAAUCUCAGCAAUAGUGAUGAUAAUGGCUGCUGCUUUGCCUUCCUGAGCAGUGAGGAGGCCAUGCAUGGUGAUAGCUUUACCCAUUUUAUCUCAUUUAAUCCUUGAGACCAUCCUUCGUUAGAGUCAUUGCUAUCCUGUUAUAGGGGAAGGAACUAGGAUUUGGAGCGGUUAAAACACAUGUCCGAGGUUAUCUAGCUGGCAAGGAAUGGGGCUGGGAUUAAACCCAGUCUAUGUGACUAUAAAGGUAAUAUCUAAAGUAUAAAACUUUGAAAAAAAACUCAUUAAGCUUUGAAGAAAUCUCACUUUCUCUGAAACCCCAAAUUCUUGGAAAAGGAAGUAGCUUUAAUUCUAAUACGCGAGAAGUUCAGGUGAUGAUGAUUACGCCAUUGGCAAUUUCUUAGCAUUUACAAAGUUUGCAUUUAUUCUAAAUAGAAUAAGGAUGCUGGCAAGCCCUGGCCAGGUAGCUCAGUUGGUUAGUGCAUCAUCCAGAUAUAUCAAGAUUGCAGGUUUGAU